Acaulospora morrowiae is the source of this 1259-nucleotide messenger RNA. NCBI's taxonomy places the organism in Eukaryota, Fungi, Glomeromycota, Glomeromycetes, Diversisporales, Acaulosporaceae. The record is from the annotation of a GenBank genome assembly.
CAAGAGCGGGUCACACGGCAGUUCUUAUCGACAAUAAGAUUUAUUUCCACGGUGGAGUCUCGGAUUCAGGUUAUAUAUAUUCAGACCUAUUUUAUCUUGAUGUUUCAAAUCCUUUCAACGUAUCUGACAUAUCGUCGAUGCCUUGGAGUGAUCCUACAUCGAUUCCCGCUUUCACAGCAAGGUCAUAUGGUGCAGCUUGUGCCGGAAGUAUUACGAGUAAAUCGAUAUUUUUCAUUGGCGGAACAUUAAGUUCCGGACAUUUUGUUGAUGAAUUUAACACCACAACGUUACGAUGGAAUUUCCCACUAGUUUCUGGGGAGAGUGUACCACAAAACAGAUCUCAAAUUCAGUGUGUGGUUUUAAAAGAUGCGAUUUAUGUGUAUAGUGGAAAUAUUGAGAAUGAUAUGAUUAAGUUAAAUACAACAAGUCUGACUUGGUCAGUGGAAGAUGAAAUAAAUCCACCCGCCGCGUAUGGCGGAUACACAGCAACAUUAUUACCAAAUGGAAAUAUCGUGUAUUUGCGUGGAUUUUAUGUUGCUAAUUUUACUCUUCCCGGUUUGGAUCAGAUAUUAGUGUAUAAUACGAAUAAUAAUUCAUGGAGCACAAUCACCGCUACAGGAUCAAUACCACAUCCAAGAAAUGGCCACACGGCAAUUCUUCUAGUACAAUAUGAUCAAAUUUUAGUUGUUAACGGACUAAUAACUACUACCGUCAGCGCGUUAAACAUUGUAAAUUAUGUGUGGUCAGACAUUCCAAUAUCUACUGAUGUGGGUGCCCCUUCACCUUCUUAUACCAUCGUGUUUCAAACUUCAACGCUCAUUGGAAACUAUAUUUUUGUUGCGCUCGGGUAUAAUUUGGAUAGACGUAUAUCGACAAAUAAUAUUUUUCUUCUUGAUGUAAGUAAAAAAAAUAAUUACAAGUGGGUUAAAACAUAUUAUCCCCCAGGCUAUGUGUCGCCAAAUGUUACCACAACUCCGAACUCGGAAGCUACAAACAAUAUUGGAGUAAUAAUUGGUGGGACAAUUGGUGGAAUUGUUGGACUUGUAGUUGUAGUUAUCAUAGUUCUUGUUAUAAGAAAAAAGUAUUGUUUUUCCGCCUCCGAUUCCCAAGGAAUAACAAAUCACCAACCAUAUCAAGGUGGAAUGACAAAUUAUCAACAAUACCAAGACGGAACAACUAAUCAUCAACCGUACCAAGGUUGGAGAACAAACCGUCAACUAUAUCAGGAUGGAACAACAAAUCACCAGCCGAUGUUUUGA